AUGAAUCCCAUGGAACAAUCAAUCGCCGAGACGAGGCACCAACAGAAACAGCAGCAGCGACAGCCGGAACCAGAAAUGCGCUUGUCUCCUCCAUCAUCGGUAGUGGAUGGUGAAGAAAAGGGAGAAGCUCGUGGAAAAAUAUCAUUUCGCACGCAGGUGGUGAUCUCGGGGAUUGCGGGCCGCUUCCCAGAAUGCGACGAUGUGCAGGCACUGCGGGAAGCGCUGCUGCGCGGCGAAGACCUCCUCACGGCCGACGACCGCCGCUGGAGCAUCGACCACCCCGAGAUUCCGCCGCGCAGCGGGAAGAUCAACGGGCUGGAGAAGUUCGACGCCAGUUUCUUCAGCGUCCACUUCAAGCAGGCGCACACCAUGGAUCCGCAAUGUCGCCUGCUGCUGGAACGUGCUUACGAGGCCAUCGUCGACGCUGGAGUGAACCCAAGAUCCCUGCGAGGAAAGAAAAUGGGCGUGUAUGUGGGCGUGUGCUUCUCCGAGUCGGAGAAGACGUGGUUCUACGAGAAGCUCCAGCUCUCGGGAUUUGGAAUAACCGGCUGCUGCCGUGCUAUGCUUGCCAAUCGCAUCUCCUAUUGGUUGGGUGUCAAAGGUGAGUUUCAGAAAUUCCGUCUCAGGUGCUUGCAAAGACGCUGUUUGAGGCGAGUAUCCCGUGGUCACUCUGCUCUGACUUGAAGUCCUCCGAUUUUGAAGAAUAUUUUUCCCAAUAUUAUA
This is a messenger RNA of Gryllus bimaculatus (two-spotted cricket), 723 nucleotides long. NCBI's taxonomy places the organism in Eukaryota, Metazoa, Arthropoda, Insecta, Orthoptera, Gryllidae. The record is from the annotation of a GenBank genome assembly.